Molecule: messenger RNA, 1657 nt
Organism: Myotis davidii
Lineage: Eukaryota; Metazoa; Chordata; Mammalia; Chiroptera; Vespertilionidae
Gene: TUBB
Product: tubulin beta class I
Exons: 4
Coding region: 158-1492 (444 amino acids)
Biological process (GO): mitotic cell cycle; microtubule cytoskeleton organization
Cellular component (GO): microtubule; cytoplasm
Molecular function (GO): structural constituent of cytoskeleton; GTPase activity; GTP binding
Source: RefSeq, a predicted model, not a curated record
UUCCCCUCCCGCAGCCUGCCAGCCGCGGCGUGCGGACUCGCUGCUCCAGCCUCCGGCCACGUCCCAUCCCACCGCCUUGAGCAGCGGAGGAAAGAUUAGAGAUUUUCUUGCCCCAUACACACACUUUUGAAGCGGGCAAAAUUUUUAAAUUUGAACCAUGAGGGAAAUCGUGCACAUCCAGGCGGGUCAGUGUGGCAACCAGAUUGGUGCCAAGUUCUGGGAGGUGAUCAGUGAUGAACAUGGCAUCGACCCCACCGGCACCUACCAUGGGGACAGCGACCUGCAGCUGGACCGCAUCUCCGUGUAUUACAAUGAAGCCACAGGUGGGAAAUAUGUCCCUCGUGCUAUCUUGGUGGAUCUAGAACCGGGUACCAUGGACUCUGUUCGCUCUGGUCCUUUCGGCCAGAUCUUCAGACCAGACAACUUUGUUUUUGGUCAGUCUGGGGCCGGGAACAACUGGGCCAAGGGCCACUAUACAGAGGGGGCUGAGCUGGUCGACUCGGUCCUGGACGUGGUGCGGAAGGAGGCUGAGAGCUGCGACUGCCUGCAGGGCUUCCAGCUGACCCACUCGCUGGGCGGGGGCACAGGCUCUGGGAUGGGCACCUUGCUCAUCAGCAAGAUCCGUGAAGAAUACCCUGACCGCAUCAUGAACACCUUCAGCGUGGUGCCUUCGCCCAAAGUGUCUGACACGGUGGUGGAGCCCUACAACGCCACCCUCUCUGUCCAUCAGUUGGUAGAGAACACUGAUGAGACCUACUGCAUCGACAAUGAGGCCCUCUACGACAUCUGCUUCCGCACCCUCAAGCUGACCACGCCCACCUAUGGGGACCUGAACCACCUUGUCUCGGCCACCAUGAGCGGGGUCACCACCUGCCUGCGCUUCCCUGGCCAGCUCAACGCUGACCUCCGCAAGCUGGCCGUCAACAUGGUGCCCUUCCCCCGCCUCCACUUCUUCAUGCCCGGCUUCGCCCCCCUCACCAGCCGGGGCAGCCAGCAGUACCGUGCCCUCACUGUACCUGAACUCACCCAGCAGGUAUUUGAUGCCAAGAACAUGAUGGCUGCCUGCGACCCCCGCCACGGCCGCUACCUCACCGUGGCUGCUGUCUUCCGUGGGCGGAUGUCCAUGAAGGAGGUGGACGAGCAGAUGCUCAAUGUGCAGAACAAGAACAGCAGCUACUUUGUGGAAUGGAUCCCCAACAACGUCAAGACAGCCGUGUGCGACAUCCCACCUCGGGGCCUGAAGAUGGCAGUCACCUUCAUCGGCAACAGCACGGCCAUCCAGGAGCUGUUCAAGCGCAUCUCGGAGCAGUUCACGGCCAUGUUCCGGCGCAAGGCCUUCCUGCACUGGUACACGGGCGAGGGCAUGGACGAGAUGGAGUUCACCGAGGCCGAGAGCAACAUGAACGACCUGGUGUCCGAGUACCAGCAGUACCAGGACGCCACGGCCGAGGAGGAGGAGGAUUUUGGUGAGGAGGCCGAAGAGGAGGCCUGAGGCCGCGCCUGCACUCCGCUUCUCGCUCCCUCAGCCUUUCUCCUCAGCUGCCCCUUUCGUCUCCCUCAGAAUUUGCAUUUUUGCCUUUUUUUCUUUCUUUUAGGGAUGUUCUAGAACAAUGCCUGGCACAUAAUAGGGCUCAAUAAAUAUUCAUUGUUUCUUGAA